AUGGCAAGCUUAAGGGACAAUGGGGGUGCUGAAACCUCGAAGAUUUCGCAACGCAAGUACAACAAUGUCACUUUGAGGACGUUGACUGCCCACCAGUUGAUGGCGCAGAGAGAGAAGAUGUGCGAGCUGUUCCAGCUGGUAGACGACAGUGACAGACACAGCAAGAUCGUCGACGUCGAGAGACAGAAGCAGAUCCUCGAAGAUAUGAAGAAACAGGUCGACCAGCUGAAAGACUGA
Messenger RNA from Torulaspora globosa, 237 nucleotides. RefSeq names its product Htl1p (gene HTL1). The transcript has a single exon. The record is from RefSeq and is a predicted model, not a curated record. The coding region runs from base 1 to 237 and encodes 78 amino acids. NCBI's taxonomy places the organism in Eukaryota, Fungi, Ascomycota, Saccharomycetes, Saccharomycetales, Saccharomycetaceae.